Molecule: messenger RNA, 2069 nt
Organism: Daucus carota subsp. sativus
Lineage: Eukaryota; Viridiplantae; Streptophyta; Magnoliopsida; Apiales; Apiaceae
Product: inositol transporter 4
Exons: 7
Coding region: 196-1938 (580 amino acids)
Biological process (GO): transmembrane transport; myo-inositol transport
Cellular component (GO): membrane
Molecular function (GO): myo-inositol:proton symporter activity
Source: RefSeq, a predicted model, not a curated record
AUUACUGUCUUUUACUAAAGUCUGGCUAGGUAUAAAUAUACAUGCACAGGUCUACAUUCUAUUGGCUUUUAUAGUCAGUUGUCACACUACUCAAGAAGCUGUGGAGUCAUCACACCAAGAACAUCACUGAGAGUUUUGUUUACACUGUCCGCAUCUGUCGGAAAUUGCUGUCUGUUACACAACUGAAAUUGACUUAUGGAGGGUGGUCCUGUCAAGCCAAAUAAAACGGAGUUCACAGAAUGCUGGCGGACUUCAUUGAAAACACCCUACAUAAUGCGGCUUGCACUCUCAGCUGGCAUUGGAGGUCUUCUCUUUGGCUAUGACACGGGUGUUAUUUCGGGAGCUCUGCUUUACAUAAGAGAUGAAUAUAGUACGGUAGAGAAGCAUACUUGGUUGCAGGAAACUAUUGUUAGUAUGGCUGUAGCUGGUGCAAUUGUUGGCGCUGCAUUUGGCGGAUGGAUAAAUGACAAAUUUGGCCGAAAGAAAUCAAUCUUGCUAGCUGAUAUUCUGUUCUUUGCUGGUGCAGUAGUUAUGGCUGCUGCUGUUGGCCCAUGGAUGAUUAUUUUGGGAAGAAUUUUAGUAGGUUUGGGAGUUGGAAUGGCUUCAAUGACCGCCCCUCUUUACAUUUCAGAAGCUUCACCUGCUAGAAUUAGGGGUGCUUUAGUUAGUGCAAAUGGUUUGCUAAUCACGGGAGGGCAAUUUCUGGCAUAUCUUAUAAAUUUAGCUUUCACCAGGGCACCUGGAACCUGGCGUUGGAUGCUUGGAGCUGCUGGAGUACCAGCUGUUGUUCAAUUUGUAUUGAUGUGGUCACUUCCAGAAUCUCCUAGAUGGCUAUAUAGUCAGAAUAAGAUAGAAGAAUCAAGGGAGAUCUUGGCAAAGAUCUAUCCGGCUGAUGAAGCUGAGAAGGAACUGGAAGCCUUACAAUCAUCUAUUGAAGCUGAAAAGGCAGAUGCGAAAUCAAUAGGUGAAGGUUUUUUAGCCAAAGUACAGAGUGCUUUCAGCAACAAAAUUGUACGAAGGGGCCUAUAUGCUGGUAUUGCAGUCCAAGUGGCACAGCAAUUUGUGGGUAUAAACACAGUGAUGUACUAUAGUCCCACAAUUGUUCAAUUUGCUGGAUUUGCUUCAAACAAGACAGCUAUCGCCCUCUCUCUAAUCACAUCAGGUCUUAACGCUUUAGGAUCCAUCAUUAGUAUGGCUUUUGUUGACAGGUACGGGAGAAGGAAACUGAUGCUCAUCUCCAUGAUUUCCAUUAUAACUUGCCUCAUUGCCUUAGCUGGGGUAUUUUAUGGAGCCGCUGCACGUGCUCCCAGUAUCAGCAAUUUUGAGUCCUCUCAUUUUGGAGGGAACUCUACAUGUCCAAGUUAUAUUACUGCAUCAAAUCCAUCUUCUUGGAAUUGUAUGACUUGUUUAAAAGCAUCCUCAGAUUGUGCCUUUUGUGCCAAUGGCGCAAACGAAUAUCAUCCUGGAGCAUGUCUUGCUGUUAAUGAUGGUUCCAAAAGUGCAUGUCGAGCAGAUAACCGCACAUGGUACACUCAAGGCUGUCCAAGCAACAUCGGUAUCUUAGCAGUAUUACUACUCGGACUCUACAUUAUAUGUUACUCCCCAGGAAUGGGAACGGUACCCUGGAUUGUGAAUUCGGAGAUAUAUCCAUUGAAAUACAGAGGCAUUGGUGGGGGAAUAGCCGCAGUUUCAAAUUGGAUUUCUAAUCUUAUUGUAAGUCAGUCAUUCCUGAGCUUAACACAUGCACUUGGUUCUGCUGGCACGUUUCUUUUGUUUGCUGCUAUUUCAGCUGUCACAGGGACUGCAAUAUUCUUCCUUGUGCCUGAAACGAAAGGUCUAACGUUUGAAGAAGUCGAGAAGAUGCUUGAGAAAGGGUUUAAACCAAGCGUAUGUGGUAAUGACCCUGAUCCUGAUAAAAAGCUGGAUGGAACAGUUUAACUUAGGGUAUAGUUUGUCGAGUUUUGCAGUUAAAUCUUGUUAAUUAUCUCUACCGUGGACAUUUACUUUGUGAAAACAUAUUAACAUUCGCGUUUUAUUUCCUUGAAAUCGAUGGAAACUAUUUAGAUGUA